CGUACCUGGGCCUCACAGUGCUACAGUGUCAAUGUUCUGAUGGGAAUAUGAAUGUUAUGGAUAUCUUCGCGUUUCUUUUAACUCCUGUGAGAAACACAGACUAGCUUGGCAAUAAGCGAGCUAAUGCGAACCAGGUGGCCACCGGUUAAAGCGUUGCCAGGACGCGCAUGGAUGCAUUAAAACACCGUCUUGUCGAUAAUGGAUGCCUCGGAUAUUUACGAUGACGGUGCACGCUUCCAGCUGCAGCCACCAGAUGAAUAUGACUACAAUCCUUCCUGUCGUUACAGCUCCGGCCAGGUGCACAUACCCGUGCCACCGUGCCCCACGGAAGACCUUUGCAGCAAGGGGUCUGCGCUGUUCUACAGUCUACCUCCAUGCCAAUACCUAACCCCAGGUCAGAAUCAUCCCCAGGAGGGCCCACAAGACCCAGGCAGCGGGGGGCACUACCCUGCAGGGCAGGAGGGGCAGGGCAGCCGGGGUGGUCAGGGGGAAGCACCGUUCCCCUGGAUGAAGAGCUCCAGGGUUAGGCCCUACCCGUUACUUCCUGGGUUCAACUCGCAGAAUCCGGACGAGCACAAGCGGAGCCGCACGUCAUACAGCAGCGCACAACUUCUGGAGCUGGAGAAGGAGUUCCUCUUCAACAAGUAUAUUUCGAGGCCCCGCAGAUAUGAACUAGCAACCACCCUAAACCUGACCGAGAGACACGUCAAAAUCUGGUUCCAGAACCGUCGGAUGAAGUGGAAAAAAGAGGAACCGAAAAUUAGAAAGGCCUCACGUCCCGGAACGGAACCGAGCACUGGAUCACCACCAGCAUAACGUUUUAACGUUUGUUUACCAAUAAUAUUCAGCCCAUGUCUGUCCACUUCAGUUUGCUGGAUUCAGUUAUCUGAGCUACUUGUGCAGGCUUCACAGUUCAAGUAUAGGCUAUAUCAGUUUAAUUUAAUAACGUUUUUAUUAUGUUGUAUUUACAGAGAAUGGAUUAUAAUUAAAGGCAUCUAUUUUAACUGUUUUGGUAAAGCACUAUAUUUUGAUAGUUUUCAUAUAAAGAUUUAAAAUGUCAGAUGAGCACGGGCACCAUAUAAAAGCCGUACUGAAGUCAGGUUAUUUGGGAUACUUUUUGGUAAAUUACCUAGAAAACGAGAAAUACUCAGAAUGCUACCUAAAUUGAUACUUUUAGAACAUGUUAUAGAUCUCUGCUAUAAGCUACUUCCAUAAAGAAAAUAUGUAAAACCUUCAAACACAUUGAGAACCCCUACAUCACUCGGAUUGCAUGUUCAGGUCAAAUGGGACAGCUAGUGCAAAGUAUUCCUCUCUCCCCCACCAGGAUGUGUGUGUGUGUGUAAGUGUGAGAAAGACAUCCACAAGUGUGGAUACAUGCACAGACACAUGCAUUGUGUGUCUGUGCAAACGAUGUGUUAUACUCACAUGACACAUGCUUGCAUGCAUGUAAGAAUGACAACACAUUCUGGAUGACUGUGUACUUACUGAAUCAUUUUAAGUAUGUUUUAAGUGGUAAAAAUACAAAAAAAAUGUUUGUACUAUGACCAGGGUGGUACGAGGUAAUAUGCCACAAUAGCAUAGUAACUCAUUAUUUUAGAGAACCUGGUAGAAUGUGUCAAAAUUGUGCUAUAGGCUAUGAUAGAUCCCUAAACGAAAUCUGUAAACAUAUAGAAUCACAGGCAACUAUACAGCCUUUUGCAUCAGAAAAGUUGUUAGCAUAAGCCAUUGAGUUCGGAAUCCAUGUUUAACUCGGACCAAAAGACCAAAGAUGUCGUUUAUUCGGCCGUGACGUGACUCCUGAUCCUGAUUUUGAGCAAACAAUAGUCACCUGUGCCUCCCAUGUCGCUUAGCAACACACACACAAACAGGAGUAAACAGGCCAGAGACUGUCAGCACUACCUGUUCUACAGAUAGGCUACUACUGGAUGUGUGACCGCUUCCAGGU
Hypomesus transpacificus is the source of this 1945-nucleotide messenger RNA. RefSeq names its product pancreas/duodenum homeobox protein 1-like. The transcript is spliced from 2 exons. The record is from RefSeq and is a predicted model, not a curated record. Gene Ontology annotation, molecular function: RNA polymerase II cis-regulatory region sequence-specific DNA binding; DNA-binding transcription factor activity, RNA polymerase II-specific. Gene Ontology annotation, biological process: regulation of transcription by RNA polymerase II. Gene Ontology annotation, cellular component: nucleus. NCBI's taxonomy places the organism in Eukaryota, Metazoa, Chordata, Actinopteri, Osmeriformes, Osmeridae. The coding region runs from base 199 to 816 and encodes 205 amino acids.